GUGUGUGUGUGUGUGUGUGUGUGUGUGUGUGUGUGUGUGUGUGUGUGUGUGUGUGUGUGUGUGUGUGUGUGUGUGUGUGUGUGUGUGUGUGUGUGUGUGUGUGUGUGUGUGUGUGUGUGUGUGUGUGUGUGUGUGUGUGUGAUUUCCAAUCGAGAGGUUGCGGGUUCGAUUCCGGACGAUUAUGGUCGCACACGUCUUUCUUCUCUUUCUCAGACUCCUCCCGUCUUUCAUUCUCCUGGGUGGUUACCAACAGCCAGUUCAUGCCGGAGUAUGUGGUGUGAUGUGUGUGCAGAAAAAUAUGAAAAAGACCAAACGUAGGGAGUCACUGGCCAGAAAAAGCCACUUCAUAGCUGUGUGGUGUAGACCAGGCUGAAUAGUGGCGGUCAAUUCUUCAGCCUUGCAAGCUGUUGAAUGGUGCAAUUCCAGCACAAGUUGCUAUGGCUUCUGCUGUGGCACUGCCAUCAUCGCCUCCUGCGAUGGGCGUCAAAAGCUCAAAGGUUAAAGGAUAGUGUGUGUCUGUGUGUGUGUGUGUGUGUGUGUGUGUAUGUGUGUCUGUGUCUGUGUCUGUGUGUAUGCAGUAAAAUACACAGACCAUGACUGCAGUGAAGAGUGUAUGAACCGUGCUACAAUAACCAGUUUAUCAUCGUCCUGAAAGUACUUCAAAAUGUCUAACAGUGUCGACGACGUCAAGCCCAGGAGAGGAAGACCGCCCCAACAGAAGGCACUCGCAACAGCCCUGUCAAAGCCGGCUAUCGCCGUUUCAACCAGCGUACAGCGUGUCAACUCCAGGAAAAUAGCGCCCAAGAAGGUGCAGGCAACAACAAGCACUCGUCGUAGUACUCAGCAACUACGACAGCGUCAAGUUGCAAGGACACCGACCAGGAGCUCAGCUGAUCAGAUAGCGCUGACAAACACUAUCUCGAAUGAACCAUUUGGUGAUCCCAAGUUCAUUGCUAAUAUCUUACCCUGGAUCUGUGACAUUGAUACAACGAGGUUUCGACAUGCUGUGCAGGGCAAAUGCGUGUUCAUAAGUAUAACGGAAAUUGAGACAUUGCUGCGUCUGGAGAAAUACGAAGGAAAGGAAAAGCAUAAUUCUCACAUCAUCAGUCUUAUUCGUCCUGGAGGCACAUUUGCUUAUAAACUGCUCUGCAAUGCAAUCCAUGACUUGGGUCCACUGUACAAUGAAAAGUACCAAGAAAUGCUUCUCCUGUUGCCCGUUGACCAGCGACCAACGGCCAAGACAUCAUCUCAUGAGACAGGUAAUUGAUAUGUCCGGAAUGGGGAUGGUCACAAGAAUGGUCUUGGGAUGUGGAUGUACCACAUACAGUGUGAUGCAGUAGUUGAUAUGUCCAGAAUGGGGAGGGUUUCAAGAAUGGUCUUGGGGGUGUGGGUAUACCACUUACAGUCUGAACGUCCCCUAUUUAAAUUUAAACAUUGCCAUCAAUCAAACUUCUGCUGUCAAGGGAAAUUUUAGUUUUGUACCUUACCGGCAGAAUUAAACUCAUUACACCAAAGUAUAGUCUACAGUACAUUCAGAAAAAGAUGAUAUCCUAGCUUUUGGCCAGAAAUGGGUCAAAUUUUGAGUUUUUUCUCAAUUUUUUUGCAAUCCCCCAUGGAAUCCUCUUCCAAUUGUGUUUUUGAAGUCUAUUUCUCCAAAAAUCAAGCCAUAACAAGAAUAGGAUUUCGGCCGGGUUUUGCCCCCAAAGCACUGAAUUGGGGAAAAACCAUGAAAAUCCAACCCGUGCACUCCACUUGCAGAACAGUGCAUUUGAGGUUCAAACCCCAGUUGAGGUACCUUUUUUGGACCCUUUUCAAGUUUCGAAUCUCGCGUCACUGGCGAAAUCACCAAGCACGAGUGCUCUCCGGGGCCAGCGCUCAUCUUUUUCUGAAUGGACUGUAGCUAAAAGCGAACUGUACCCCUCUUGCGGCCGCGAUACACAACAGAAGGCCAGCUGUGUAGUAGGAGAGAAUACUUUGUUCUUUCUCUAAGGAGACGUCUGGGCAACUGACGUAUGACAACUGACAAUUGAAUAUUAUCCAGGAAAGUGAUGCACUCAUCAGGGCAAAAGUGGUGCGCUUAUCAGCACAAAAUGUGCACGGGUAAGCGAUACAAUGCUGUCCCAAUGGGGACCAGUGCGAGAAGUGUGUACAGAGCGGGUGACUAUAAAGCCUAGUUCACGUUCGACGGGGCACGACGGGACGUGACGUAAGGAUCGACGGGAAGCGACGGGACAGUCUGACGGCGUCCAAUGUGAACACCAGGAACGGGAACGCAGCCGUACUGCCGUACAGAUCGGGAAGCAACGGGAAGAGUUGGAUCGAUCCAACUUUUCAUACC
This is a messenger RNA of Sycon ciliatum, 2338 nucleotides long. RefSeq lists its product as uncharacterized. Lineage: Eukaryota; Metazoa; Porifera; Calcarea; Leucosolenida; Sycettidae. The transcript has 3 exons. The record is from RefSeq and is a predicted model, not a curated record. Bases 665 to 1267 code for a protein of 200 amino acids.